Messenger RNA from Sciurus carolinensis (gray squirrel), 1295 nucleotides. RefSeq names its product zinc finger protein 639-like. Bases 1 to 1278 code for a protein of 425 amino acids. Gene Ontology annotation, molecular function: RNA polymerase II transcription regulatory region sequence-specific DNA binding; DNA-binding transcription factor activity, RNA polymerase II-specific. Gene Ontology annotation, cellular component: nucleus. The record is from RefSeq and is a predicted model, not a curated record. Gene Ontology annotation, biological process: regulation of transcription by RNA polymerase II. Lineage: Eukaryota; Metazoa; Chordata; Mammalia; Rodentia; Sciuridae. The transcript has 2 exons.
AUGAUAGACAUAGUGCUAACAAUGGAUAAUGGUGAUAUGGAAACCUUAGUAAUGCUUCCUCUAAGUUUGUUGAUAAAGAAAACAGAUAAGCAGGAGGUGAGCGGCGCAGGCGCGGAACUAGGCGAAAAAUCUGCUGAUGUAGAAAUUUGUGAUGAAGAGUGUGAUUCACCCGAAUCAGUCAACCAACAAACUCAAGAGGAGAGUCCUAUAGAAGUUCACACCACCGAGGAUGUCCCCAUUGCUGUAGAAGUGCAUGCAAUUUCGGAGGAUUAUGACAUAGAGACAGAAAACAAUUCUUCCGAGAGCCUCCAAGACCAAACUGAUGAAGAACCACCAGCUAAACUUUGUAAAAUUCUUGACAAGAGCCAAGCUUUGAAUGUGACUGCCCAGCAGAAAUGGCCUUUACUGAGAGCUAAUAGCAGUGGCCUCUAUAAAUGUGAACUUUGUGAAUUCAAUAGUAAAUAUUUUUCUGAUUUAAAACAGCAUAUGAUCCUGAAACAUAAACGUACUGAUUCAAAUGUGUGUCGAGUAUGCAAGGAAAGCUUCUCUACCAACAUGCUUCUGAUCGAACAUGCCAAACUACAUGAAGAGGAUCCCUACAUCUGUAAAUACUGCGAUUACAGGACAGUAAUUUUUGAGAACCUCAGCCAGCACAUUGCAGACACCCACUUUAGCGAUCACUUGUAUUGGUGUGAGCAGUGUGACAUGCAGUUCUCCUCAAGCAGUGAACUCUACUUACAUUUCCAGGAGCACAGCUGUGAUGAACAGUACUUGUGUCAGUUCUGUGAACAUGAAACGAAUGAUCCAGAAGACUUGCAUAGCCAUGUGGUAAAUGAGCAUGCAUGUAAAUUAAUAGAACUAAGCGAUAAGUAUAACAAUGGAGAACAUGGACAAUACAGCCUCUUAAGCAAAAUUACCUUUGACAAAUGUAAGAACUUCUUUGUAUGUCAAGUAUGUGGUUUUCGGAGUAGACUUUAUACAAAUGUUAACAAGCAUGUUGCUAUUGAACAUACUAAAAUAUUUCCUCAUGUUUGUGAUGAUUGUGGGAAGGGCUUUUCAAGCAUGCUAGAAUAUUGCAAGCAUUUAAAUUCACAUUUAUCUGAAGGGAUUUAUUUAUGUCAAUAUUGUGAAUAUUCAACAGGACAGAUCGAAGAUCUUAAAAUUCAUCUAGAUUUCAAGCAUUCGGCUGACUUACCUCAUAAAUGUAGUGACUGCUUGAUGAGGUUUGGAAAUGAAAGGGAAUUAAUAAGUCACCUUCUAGUCCAUGAAACAACUUAAUUAUUCUCUUUGACUUA